This is a messenger RNA of Clarias gariepinus (North African catfish), 2857 nucleotides long. RefSeq names its product malic enzyme 3, NADP(+)-dependent, mitochondrial (gene me3). Gene Ontology annotation, biological process: malate metabolic process; pyruvate metabolic process. The coding region runs from base 154 to 2013 and encodes 619 amino acids. Gene Ontology annotation, cellular component: mitochondrion. The record is from RefSeq and is a predicted model, not a curated record. Gene Ontology annotation, molecular function: malate dehydrogenase (decarboxylating) (NAD+) activity; NAD binding; malate dehydrogenase (decarboxylating) (NADP+) activity. Lineage: Eukaryota; Metazoa; Chordata; Actinopteri; Siluriformes; Clariidae. The transcript is spliced from 15 exons.
UGUCAAACAAGCUUGAAUCGGCAGUUUCAGCUGCUGCAUCCCUCACCGAUAAACAACAGCCGACGGGAACGAUCCUCUGACUAAAAUUAUAUGCAGCUUUAAGCUGUUACACAGAAUAGAAAGCUUUAAAAAGAUUGGAAUUUCUCAGGAAACAUGAACACACUAUCUGGAAAGAGUGUGCUGUCUUUGUGCAGACAGACCACCAGCUCUUUCCGAAUCCUGGCCAACAGCACUCCUUCGGCUUUUCUUUUGGGUCAUGGACUCACCGGGUCACUGCUAGGGGCACAGAGAGUGUGCCACUCGGGUGUGAGCUCCAAACCCGGCAGCAUCAGGACCAAAAAGCGAGGUUAUGAUAUCACAAGGAAUCCUCACCUCAAUAAGGGCAUGGCUUUUACUCUGGAGGAAAGGCUUCAGCUGGGCAUCCAUGGCCUUCUGCCUCCAUGCUUUCUGUCGCAAGACGUCCAGGUGCUCCGUGUUAUGAAGAGCUAUGAGACUCGUACCAACCCUCUUGACAAAUACAUUUUGCUGAUGACCCUGCAGGACAGGAAUGAAAAGCUUUUUUAUCGUCUGUUGACCUCAGAUGUUGAGGAAUUCAUGCCUAUAGUUUACACUCCCACUGUGGGACUGGCCUGCCAGCAGUAUGGCCUGGCAUUCAGGAGACCACGAGGACUUUUCAUCACCAUUCAUGACAAGGGCCAUAUAGCCACCAUGUUGAACUCGUGGCCAGAAGAGAACAUUAAGGCAGUUGUGGUAACUGAUGGUGAGAGGAUACUGGGACUUGGAGAUCUAGGGAGCUAUGGAAUGGGCAUUCCAGUGGGCAAGCUGGCUCUCUAUACAGCCUGUGGAGGAGUGCACCCUCAGCAGUGUCUGCCUGUUCUGUUGGAUGUAGGAACUGACAACGAGACUCUCUUGAAUGAUCCUUUGUACAUUGGACUGAAGCACAAGCGGGUGAGAGGGAAAGAAUAUGAUGACCUUAUUGAUGAGUUCAUGCAGGCUGUCACAGACAAGUAUGGGAUGAACUGUCUGAUUCAGUUUGAGGAUUUUGCCAAUAGUAAUGCUUUCCGCAUUCUCAACAAAUACCGCAACCGUUAUUGCACCUUCAAUGACGACAUCCAAGGAACAGCAUCGGUGGCUGUCGCUGGCAUUAUUGCUGCUUUGAAGAUUACCAAAAACAAACUGUCUGAUCACACUUUUGUGUUUCAAGGGGCAGGGGAGGCUGCUAUGGGUAUUGCUCAUCUUCUCACCAUGGCCAUGGCUAAGGAGGGAGUGCCCCAUGCUGAUGCUGUCAAGAAGAUAUGGAUGGUGGAUUCUAAAGGACUAAUUGUCAAGGGCAGAGGUCACCUGAACCAUGAGAAGGAAAUGUUUGCCCAUGAGUAUCCUCAUUUAAAAACCCUGGAGGAGGUGGUGAAAACCAUUAAGCCUACAGCUAUUAUUGGUGUUGCUGCUAUUGGUGGUGCAUUCACAGAGGCCAUUAUAAAGGACAUGGCGUCUUUUAAUGAGAGGCCCAUCAUAUUUGCUCUUAGCAAUCCCACCAGUAAAGCAGAGUGCACAGCAGAGCAGUGUUAUACACUUACAGAGGGUCGUGGAAUCUUUGCCAGCGGUAGCCCUUUCAAGAAGGUAACUCUUACAGAUGGACGCACUUUCUACCCAGGCCAGGGUAACAAUGCUUAUGUGUUCCCUGGUGUUGCACUGGGUAUCAUUGCCUGUGGGGUGCGUCACAUAUCGGAUGACAUUUUCCUCACCACAGCAGAGGCAAUAGCUGACAUGGUUACAGAGGAAAAUCUGGCUGAAGGAAGAUUAUACCCCCCUCUCAGCACCAUCAGAGAAGUGUCCUUCAAGAUAGCUCUGAAGAUUGUGGAUUAUGCUUAUAAACACGACAUUGCUUCAUGGUAUCCCGAGCCCAAGGAUAAAGAAGCCUUUGUGUUGUCACAUGUCUACAAUGCUGACUACGACUCCUUUACAUUGGACACCUACACAUGGCCAAAGGAGGCCAUGACGGUUCAGGAUGUGUAGUUUCACUUGCUGUUAGCUUCUAUCAUACCUUACAGAGAGGGCCAUGUUUUCAGCAGCAUGCCUCAGCUCACCAUUUGCUUUGCUUUUACAUAUCCCCUUCUCUGUAUCUAGACCUUUGACUAGUUGAAAUUAAGACCUCCCACUUUUAAAAAUUGGCCCUUGUGUGCAGGUACUGAAUGGUUCCUUCAUAAUUCAUAAAUGCUAAAGAUAAACGCUAUAGACGAAACCAGUGGCAUUACAGUCUCCCAAAGAAAGGCACAUAUUAAAAAAAAAGAGAUAAGUAUUCAUUUUAUGCCACUCCAUGAUUAGCUCAACACUAUUUUUACUGUGCACUCCAGUUAAUGACUUAACUGUAUAUAGAAAAUCCCUUUUAAAAACACUCCUUUUAUAUGAUUUUUCUUUCAGCAUUAUCUCUUGUUAAAUUACAAGUUCCUAUUUAGGGACAUGACAUUUCUUUACAGUUACUGCCAAAAGGCACAAUAUAACUGGCCCCACAUACAGUACCUAUUCCACCUUUUUGCUAUUACUGUAAAAACUAGUCUGUAUGGAUAGCUUAUAUGGAUUAUGCCAAAAUUCAAAUGCAUUUAAUUACACUAUCAGUGAACAUGUGUGCACCUCCAAAGAUCAUUAUUUAUAUUAUGAUGUACUGUGCCUCAUAAGUUCUAAAUGAAUAACUAAGACAUUGUAGUGCUGCUCUGAGUGCAAUUUGAAGUAUUGUUGCUAUCUAUUAUCAUUUUAUGUACUUGAUUAGCUUAUUUGCAGUAUUCUACAAAAUAAUUAUAUUUUCAGAUAUUCAAUAAGGGUAAACAACUGUUUUAAAUAAAUAAUAAAAUCACACUUGUUU